Messenger RNA from Siniperca chuatsi (mandarin fish), 2116 nucleotides. RefSeq names its product dystrobrevin binding protein 1b (gene dtnbp1b). Gene Ontology annotation, cellular component: cytoplasm; plasma membrane; BLOC-1 complex. Lineage: Eukaryota; Metazoa; Chordata; Actinopteri; Centrarchiformes; Sinipercidae. The record is from RefSeq and is a predicted model, not a curated record. Gene Ontology annotation, biological process: anterograde synaptic vesicle transport; regulation of synaptic vesicle exocytosis; platelet dense granule organization. The coding region runs from base 316 to 996 and encodes 226 amino acids. The transcript is spliced from 4 exons.
GUCAGCCUCAGCAGUCUCCACACCGGAGCUAGACACUGGUGAAGCGCCGAUCCAUACAUGCACAUGGGUGUCGGGUUCUUGAGAACGCUUAAAAAUUCGAGUGUGUGAGUUUAUUUGCAUGAGAAUGUUUGUGUGAGCAUUUCUGGAGCAUCUUUUUGUAUGGAGGAGCAUGUGUGUAGAGUGAGAGACAGCGUGAGGAUGCGUGGUGGGCAGGUGUUGUGAUCAGUGGAGUUUUUGGUAUACUAUCGUCGUGCUGUCUGCCUCCCCCUCCCUCUCAUUUGGUUAUCUUUUGAGGGCAAAAAGCAUCCUGCUGGGAUGUCCACCUCGCCUGGUGGAACAGACGGGAGCCAAAGGAACUCUCUGGAGCUAGACGCGGAGCAUGCACAGAGAGUCCCUGGGGCAGAACAGGGAGGGGUCCCACCCCCGCAGGUCAAGCUGAAAGAGAGGCAGAAGUUCUUUGAGGAGGCCUUCCAGCAAGACAUGGAGCAGUACCUGUCUACUGGCUAUCUGCAGAUCGCUGAGAGGAGAGGGCCAAUAGGAAGCAUGUCGUCCAUGGAGGUGAACGUGGACAUGCUGGAGCAGAUGGAUCUGAUGGACAUGUCUGACCACGAAGCCCUGGAUGUGUUUCUGCACUCUGGGGGAGAGGACAACAGUGCUGCCUCGCCUGGCACAGGUCCAGAUGUCGAGUCCUUCACCACAGAGAUCAGUCUCCAGGUUCCCACCAAGGCUGAGCUACGCCACAAGCUUUCUUCCCUUUCAUCCACCUGCACCGACUCAGCCAGCCAGGACACAGAGGCUGGGGAGGAGGAUGAAGACGAGGAGGAGGAGGAGCCUGAGCAAAGAGGAGGCGUCGGAGGAUCAGGGGGAGGAGGAAGGAGGAGAAUGGCCCCCGUGGUGGUGACACUGGAUGAAGAGGAGGUGCACCCCGAUACAGCGUUGGUGGACCAAGAGGACCAGACCAGCAAAGACUGUGACGAGGGCAGGCCGAAGGUUUGAGGAGAGAUGGACUGGAUUUAAACACAAACACACAGAGCUGAGAAAUCAAACUCGGAUAUAUAACAAUAUUGGCUUCCUUCUCAAAUUCCUUUCAUACUGAAGAAAAAACAUAUGAAAGAAAAUACACUGAGGUUGCACUAACUGCCACAUGUCCUUGCCUUAAAAGAGCACUGAUGUGAGUUUUCAAUUCUAAUUAAAUCCUGUAAAAUCAGUUUGAGUUACCUUUAGCAUAAUAGCAUUGAAUGACAGAGAAGUAUACACUAAAGUAAUAUGUGUGUCCCUUUUGCAGUUCUUUGUUCUUGUGCUCCAUGCUAACACUUAAGCAUUCAUUAUGCUGACAGACUGCAGCUGUUGAGCAUUAAUAUAUAUGUUGGAGAUUGGUGAAACUUUUUCAGAAUAUAAUUAUAUUUGUACCAAAUACUUGCCAAAAGUAAAAGGCUAUCACCAGAUCUGUCAGGUUUAUGACAUUUUAUUUUUAAAACUUACUGCAGUUUUUAAUUACUAAAAGUUUAGACUGUAUGUUGUCAUGCAAAAAAUGGAGGGGGGGUGAAUUUACCCUAUUAAUAUAGCAAAUGCUAAAUAAUUAGCACAGAGCACUUGACAAAUGGUCUGCAGCGGGCACAUGGAUGAAAUUUUCAUGACUUUAUGGAUAAGCUGAACCCCCAAAGCUUGUUGUAUUUCUUUAACUGGUUCAUAAGCUAGAUUCUGCAAUAUUUUAAAAGUAAACUACUAAUUAGAUAAUACUUUUGUGCAAUUGGCUUUGAUAAACAUGGCAUAAAAACUGGCAGUGGGUUAUAUUGCAUAGUAGCUGACAGACUGGUGGAGUUCAGGUACCAGGAUAUCAAUGAUUUAAAACACACACACACACACUCAGGAGAGUUACCCAUUGCCAUUCCUUUAACAAAGAAUAUUUGGGUGAACUUCUCCUUUUGAACGAGGACCAAAUCCCUAUUUGGACUGUGUGCUAUGCACUGGACAACACCCAGAAGGUUUAACUAUAUCUGUACCCAGAUUUUUGCACAGAAAUGUUGACAUUUGUGCGAUGUGACAGCAUUACUCGUUCCUUUCUUUUCCCCUGCCUACAAUUUCUGACUUGUUGGUAAUAAAUGUUUCCCCCCUA